Oryza brachyantha (malo sina) is the source of this 1804-nucleotide messenger RNA. RefSeq names its product E3 ubiquitin-protein ligase SIRP1-like. The record is from RefSeq and is a predicted model, not a curated record. Gene Ontology annotation, cellular component: cytoplasm. Gene Ontology annotation, molecular function: ubiquitin protein ligase activity. Gene Ontology annotation, biological process: protein ubiquitination. Lineage: Eukaryota; Viridiplantae; Streptophyta; Magnoliopsida; Poales; Poaceae. The coding region runs from base 458 to 1426 and encodes 322 amino acids. The transcript is spliced from 2 exons.
CAACGGAAGCCAUACAAAAAAAAAAACCAAGCUUCAGAGUCUCCGUAGAAUUCAUCGCUCGUUGGCCUUGUCCAAGCAGCAGCAGCUCUCGUUGCGGUGCGAACAAAGUAAAAGAAAACAAAACACAGUCCAUAAUUAUCAAGAAACCCGUUGAUACAAGAGGCCAUCAGUUAUCCCAAAGCGCCCACAAGUUUAAUGCCAACUAGUUUGCGUGCAUCAUCUCCUCUCUCCUCCGCUGACCUCUCCUCUUUCUGAACUUUGGCCGUGUUUCUAGUUCCUUCGCUGUUCUAGAUCCUUCUUCUUGCUGACCUCUUGUUUAUAUUUGCCCUGGUUUUGAAGCUUCUCUUGUCUGGCGAUUGAAUCGAAGAGGAUAGGAGGUUGUUCUUGGAAACAGACGUCUUGGCCGCUCUGCAAGCAGAAGGAAGAAGACGACACGACACGGCAGUAGAGCGGAUACAUGGAGGAGGAACCGAGCGGAACGUGUAGGUACUUUUGCUACAGGUGCUCGCUGAUCGUGAGGCCGGAGGUGGGCAUCGAGGAGGUGCAGUGCCCCCACUGCCACUCUGGGUUCGUGGAGGAGAUGGCCGGCGCCGAGGACGAUGGCCGGCGAAGCGGAAACGCCGUCGGAGGCCGCCGCGCUGCCGGUGAGGAGAACGCCGACGACGAUGCGACGCGGGCUCUGCCUCCUUGGGCGCCUAUGCUCAUAGACCUCCUUGGUGUCUCGUCCCGACGCCACGGCCUCGACGACGACGGCAGCGGUGACCUCGCGGCCUUCGCGCGGAGGCAGUACCGCAACAUCGCAUUGCUGCAGCUGCUCAGCGCGCUCCAGGACGACGACGAAGCCGGCGGCGGCGACACGCCCACCAACUCGGGGCGCGAGCAGGUCGUGUUGGUUAGCUCCGCGGACGCGCGAGCCAUGCUCACGGACGGCAAUGGCGCCGGCGUCGCCGCGGCGUCAGGCUUCACGCUCGGGGACCUGUUCCUCGGCCCCGGGCUGGACCUGCUGCUGGAUUACCUGGCCGACGCCGACCCGAACCGCCAGGGCACGCCGCCGGCCAAGAAGGAGGCCGUGGCCGCGCUGCCGACGGUCCGCGUACACGACGCUGCCGCGACGUGCCCGGUGUGCCUCGACGAGUUCGAGGCCGGCGGCGAGGCGAGGGAAAUGCCGUGCAAGCACAGGUUCCACGACGGAUGCAUCCUGCCGUGGCUGGAGGCGCACAGCUCCUGCCCCGUGUGCAGGUAUCAGCUGCCCACGGACGAGCCCACCGCCGGCAACGCCAUUGCAGCCGAGGGAGGCGGCGGCGAGCUCAUUGGCAAUGCACGCGGCGGUGGCGAUGGAGAAAGCAGCGGCAGGAGGCGCUGGCUCUCGUGGCCUUUUGGCGGGUUAUUCUCGCACAGAUCGAGCGGGAGCUCCUCGUCGUCGUGAUGGCAAAAGGCAGCGAAGGAAAGAACGCUGAUUAGCCCAGUUGUCUACUUGCACUUGAAAUAUGCAAUUCUUGUAUAGCUGCCCUUGUUCUUUGGUAAAAGAAAAGUGUUUUUUUUGGGGUGAUUAAGGUGAAAGAUGAUGCAUUUAAUCAUCUGUGAUAAAAAAAACUGUCAUAAACCGGUUUAAGAACUUGAGUUAGGGACUGUCUAGAUCCAUUUGAAAUAACAAAUGGCAAAUGACAAAAGUUUUGGUGACAAAAAUUUUAACAUUGUAUUUUUUUAACUUGUGUUUAGAGGCAUGCGAAAUUUGUUAUUUUUUGGUAAAAGUGAGAGAUGGUCCGUAUCCCUAUGCGUUUUUUGACGAAAUUUGCUACUCUAG